This is a messenger RNA of Penicillium antarcticum, 849 nucleotides long. RefSeq lists its product as uncharacterized. The transcript has a single exon. The record is from RefSeq and is a predicted model, not a curated record. NCBI's taxonomy places the organism in Eukaryota, Fungi, Ascomycota, Eurotiomycetes, Eurotiales, Aspergillaceae. The coding region runs from base 1 to 849 and encodes 282 amino acids.
AUGUUCUUCAAACGUCCUCGCUCACUUAUGGACCGGAUAUUCACUGGCCCCUCAAACACCGACAUCCUAGAUGAAAACGUUGAACCUACCAACAGGCACAUCUACCAGAUGCCGAUGAGUGGGCUUGCUACGCUCCCAGGCGUAGGGCACCUUCGCCACUUGCCCAAUUCCUUGUUCCGUGUCUCCAAUCUCACCCUACUUGGAAAGCGCCAUCUCCAAAUCCAUGGGCUUUUGAAGGAUCCCGAGCUCAUUUCUAAUGCCAUGAGACAGGAGAGUCUGCAUGAUGUCUAUUUGGUCGGUACACCAGAGAGGUGGUCUCGUCUCUUAAAGGGAAAGCUCCAUUCUGAAUGGUCUCUCUAUUGCAAGGGCCACUUUUACUAUCUUGCAAAGGAAAGCAAGGAAGCGCUCGUUGCAAAAGACUUUCAAUGCUUAGAACCGGACGGCGUUAGCCAGCGGACUCGCUCGCCAUUGAUUGCAUACCAUUUCGGAAAGACAGAUUACGCACCAGCCCAGAUUCGUCGCAUUGCCAGGUGGAUUGUCGCUGAGAUGUCACAACUAAGAUUCUGUUCAAAGAAUGAUGGGCACUUUGUCUCAGCGCUGGCUCUUCGCAUCAUAUGCACACCCCGAUCUAGCGCGGUGAUUAUAGGCAGUCGCUCCCAGAUCUGGGCCCAGGACUGUUGGCUCGCAACUGUCGGUUCGCAGCUGCUGAUCCCCAAUGGAUUUUAUACCGGGUUUGUGAUCGUCGGCACCAAUGAGGAUGCUCCUGGCGGCUGCGCGAGGCAAGGCCACAUCUUCAGAGUGGAGACGGCAGCCCGAUACCUUGCUGGCUGCUGGACGAAAGGGCUCUAG